Molecule: messenger RNA, 2973 nt
Organism: Lingula anatina
Lineage: Eukaryota; Metazoa; Brachiopoda; Lingulata; Lingulida; Lingulidae
Source: RefSeq, a predicted model, not a curated record
UUCAGUAUAAGGUGUAACUUGAUGUCAACAAAAAUAUUUUUAACAGUCAUAAGGUAAUGAUUAUCUUAAUUCUUGUAUAAAACAGUGCAUUAAUAAAGAUGCAGAUUUCCGAAAAAAAAAAAAUGUAUGUCUGCAAUGCAAAAGUGGUGUUUGCCCUCUGCAAAAGAUUAAGCACAGUGACUGAGCAAAUGACUUAGAAAAGGCACCAGACUUCACCACAUCCUACUAAUUGAUAAAACAGAUAGAAGUAGUAUAAAACGACACACCCAUCAAUAGCAAUAGUCGUUUUACUCUGUGCUGCUUCCCAGUAAUCAUUCCGUAAGUAUUUGUAUAGAUUUGUAUAGUUGUUGUAAAAUUGUUAUGACUAGUGUAGAGAGCCUGUAAAAUGUAACAUGUACACAUUUUAGUGCUCAAGAUUUUUAUUAUUAUUAUUAUUGUUAUAUCCCAUAUGCCAUUAUGACAACAUGACAGUGCAAAGAUUUCCUGUAUUAUGUAUUUGCUGCCAAGUCAUCCAUAUAAUCUUCUCAUAAACUACUGGCAGAUGUGAGUACCAGUCUCAUACAACCAUGGUCAGGGCUAAACAUAAACCAGCCAGGGCCCCCUGGACAGUAUGAAUUGCUUUGCUUAGACCUCAAGUCUUGGUUUUAUCACUGCUGUAGCCUCUAACAGGCACACUGAUAUGCAUCGCACUGCAGCCAGAAUACACUUUAGCAAAGUAAGCACAAGUGCCUUCCUUCCAGAUGGUAAUACUUAGCCUGAAAAUACUAGUACUGAACCUUUUUUCAAUCCACUAUACUGCUAGGGUGAGGCAGAUUGAGAACCAACAUAGAAAUUAUGGAUGUUUACCUAACUGCAAAUAUUGUCAUCUUUAUAAUUUUUCUAUAUUCUGAGAUGAGAUUGGCACGAGCUGAAUACACAGAAAAACUCCUUCUCCUCUCUUUUGAUGGUUUUCGUUGGGACUAUCUGGACAAAGUGGAAACGCCCUUCUUGGACUACAUUGCAGGGUGUGGGGCAAAGGCUCCUUACAUCAAUGGGACUUUUAUUACUAAAACAUUUCCCAGCCACUAUACUAUAGCAACAGGGUUAUAUGAGGAAAGUCAUGGCAUUAUUGGCAACACAAUGUAUGAUCCAAUAUUUGAUGAAGUAUUUUCUAUCAAGGCAAGAACAGGCAAGGAGGGGCGGUGGUGGGGUGGAGAACCAAUAUGGCUGACAGUAAAGAAGCAGCACAAAGUGAGUGGUACUUACUUCUGGCCUGGCAGUGAUGUCAGCAUUCAAAAUGAAAAUGCUAACAUGUGGUUCAACUACAACCAAAACACCCCAUAUGAGGACAGAGUGAACAAAAUGGUGAGCUGGUUUAAAGGAGAAGACAAAAUUCAAGACAAACCAACAUCUUUUAAUUUUGUUGCCAUGUACUACCAUGAACCAGAUUUUAGUGGUCACCAACAUGGUCCAGACUCAGCUGAGGUGGAACAGGCAGUCAAGGAUGUUGACAGGCUUAUAGGAUAUCUUCUAAACAAACUGAGAGCCAAUAAUCUACUGGAAGUGGUUAAUAUCAUAAUUACCAGUGACCAUGGGAUGACUAAGAUGAGUCAAGACAAGAUUAUAACACUUACAGACUAUGUCACCGUCUCUGAUGUUGAGAGAGUGCCAGACCAUGGUCCUAUAUGUAAUAUUCUACCCAACAAAAAAGACCAGGAUGCUAAACAGAGGUUGUAUAAUCAGCUGAAGGAUGCCCACCCUAAUAUGACUGUGUACUUGAAGGAAGACAUUCCAGACAUCUUUCAUUAUAAAAACAAUAGGAGAGUUAUGCCUAUCCUAGCAAUAGCAGAUGAAGGAUGGGUCAUCAGAUGGAACCAGAGUUUCAUGUUCCCAGGCAAUGGUACCCAUGGUUACGACAACAGGUAUAUGUCUAUGAAACCCAUAUUCAUGGCCAUGGGGCCCAACUUCAAAGAAGGAAUUACUGUGAACCCAUUCAAACAAGUGGAUAUCUACCCACUCAUGUGUCAGUUGCUGAAUGUACAGCCUGCAGCCAAUAAUGGCUCUCUGGCAAGUGUUUCCAGCAUGCUUAGAAACACUCCAAGUGAAGUGCACUGGCCACCUUUGCCAAAAUCUGAAGAAACUACAGCUCAACCAGACAAUGACGGUAGUUCAGAAGUAAAUCAACCACUAACUAGAACAUCCAGUCCCAUUGAAGUUGAACAGCCACCUUUGCCAAAAUCUGAAGAAACUACAGCUCAACCAGACAUUGACAUUAGUUCAAAAGUAAAUCAACCACUACCUAGAACAUCCAGUCCCAUUGAAGUUGAGCAGCCAAUUUCUACUACCCCAAUGUCAAGCCAAGCACACACUCAUGGACUACAUCUUGUGGACAUACUGUUAAAAUUUAUGUGCUCUUUUUCUAUUACUUUGUUGAUAUAGUCAGAAGUCAUAGUGCCCAAAUCAAAUGUUUCUUUAGUAAGCUAUUGAACUGUAAGCAAACAUUAUCUGUUUGGCAAUGAAUGUUAUCUUAACAGUGUAAAGGACCUUCAUUGUUUCGAUUUUUUCAGAGUCUGUGCAAGGCAAUUUUACCCUUUGUAAUUAUGAUAUUUCUACCUUUUUGAUAUUUCUACCUGAAAAAUGAUAUUUUAAAUGACCUGAAAUGCAGAGAAAUCUCUCAACAUUAAGGUUUACUAUACUGGAUUUUCAAACCAAAUCACUUUAAAAAGCUCAGUUCUAAAUGAAACAUGAUUCAUUUAGACUGCCACGUCUUCCUGAUAUUUUAGAAAGAAAUAUUAAAACACAUAUUCAUGACCAUAAAGUACAUCAGGUAUUUUAGUUUGAGGGGUUUUACUGUUUCUAAGGUCAGAAUUGGAAAAGGUAAGUUGCUUUGCAAUGUAUUUUUCACAUUCUGAAAUGCAUAUAGUAUACCUUUCAGGCCCGUAGCUAGCAAUUUCAAACGGGAGUUCUUUUUCUGAAAAAGUGGACCUUUUACCA